GGAGGAAGCACAUUUCCCUCGCCGAGGAAAAUCGACGCGAUCUUUUCCCGAAGUGCAAAUAACAUUUCGAAUUUUCACAGAUUGUGUUCACGUGGUUGCUUUUUGUUUAGUUUUCGACUUUUCCUGACGUUAUUUAGUGUUUAUUUCAUGGUUAUUUUAGUGAAACUCUUGGUUCUAGUUGGAUUCGUGUAAGGAAAGUGUUUUGGACGCCGCUAACCAACUUACAUUAAAUUGGACGGUGCAUGUGUGCUGAGCGGAUGUACUGUAUUCCGGCUAAGUCGGGUAAGCGGAUGUGAUGAGCGACAAGACUUGAUGGCGCGGUGACGCAGCAUGCGCCGCGCGCUGCUCGCCGCUCUCUUGCGGCUGCUCAUCGUCGCAGGCGGCGCCAGUUUCGUCAACCCGCACACAAACGACGAGCGUCCAGACCUCAACCAAGUAUGGCUGGAGAUCCCCACGACCCUGGUCGCGCUGGGUGGGGACGUCCACAUCUUCAUACGAGGCACCAGCGGCACCGGCUUGCGCGUCCGCCUCGCGCGAGACGACGACGAAGGCCGAACCCUCCUGGCGACCAUGCCUCUCGCUCUGGACUCCGACAGCCGCAUGACCCUCCCCUGCGGCUACUUCUCUAGAGGAGGCAUCUACUACAUAGACAUUAUCGCCGACACCUUUCGCGAUUACGACAACCUAACAAUAACCAGUGUUAAAGUCAAAAGGGAUUUGAGUGGUGGUGCUAUAAUCGAAACUGGGGACAGUAUGGUUAAGUCGUGGAAGUUCGACGUGUUGUGGCCGACAGCCAACUUGGAUGUGACGCCGGAACAGAUACAGACGUAUCCGGAGAGGCAGGUGACGGCGAUCCUGGAGUUCCCGAAGGUGGUGUGCACGCCGGUGGAGUCGAGCGCGGAUUUCUGGUUGGAACUGUUGUACUGUGGACACUCGAGUGGCGGUGCUGUGUUGUGUGACGGGAAGAAUAGCAGCUCGCAUGCGCACGUUUUGUAUUCGGAACAGAUGCACGGGUUCCCGGGGAGGCGUACUAUGACGCUUCGGUGUGAGCUGUUCGGCCAGGCCGGGGACUACGCGCUCACGCUGCGUCCCGCGGCUUCGGCCGGACCUCAGGACUUGGCUGUGGCUUUUAUAAAGGCGGAUUGGUCGGAGCAGUUCGUGCUGAACGUCCACGGAGGGUCAGUGUUCCCGUGCGGCGACGGAGUGAGGGUGUUGUUCCAGUAUCCCGAGUGCGUGUUGGAGGGUGCAGACAGGGUGCGCGUGUUCGGCAGGGACGCGGACCGGCUGCGGUACGUCGCCGAGAGGAGGGUGCGAAGGGGUCAGCACACAGCGUCCUUCGACUGCCGGCUGUUCAGCGAGCGGUACCCAGAGUACUGCUUUGUAUAUGUCUCGCAGGCGGUUACCGGCGCGGUGGCGGACGUCAGGAUGGACUGCCUCCCCACCCUGCCUCUGUCAGAAGGCGGCGCCGGCGGCUGGGGCGAGUGGUCGGCGUGGUCGGCGUGCCCCGCGCCCGCGCACUGCUCCACGCGCACGCGCAGCCGACACCGCUUCUGCGACUCCCCGCCGCCGGCUUACGGCGCCAAGUUCUGUGAGGGCCAAGCAGUAGAACUAGCGGCGUGCGAGUGCACUGCUCGCCCCUGGGCAGGAGACUCCUCGAUGGUGGUGGCGGAAAUCGGUUCCAGGUGUAGAUGCGGCUGUGUGCUGCAUCUGGCACCAGCUGCCAGACUCCUGGCAGGUUCCGCCAGAGCCUGCCCUGCAAGAUCUUUCUGGCUUUUACAGGCGGAAGACGGUCUCGCAGUGCGCUUGCGGUUCGAGGCAGUGAAGCUGCCGUGCAGCGGACAGGCGCUGCGGGCUCGAGACGGCGACUCCCUCGGCUCCCCGCUGCUGGCCUCGUGGGACGGACCCGAUCGAUCUGCUGUGGCAGAUGAAGUGGAAACCACGACAGACAGCAGUGGCAUGAUAGAGAUCGUCGGUGGCAGACAUAUUCUAGUGGAGCUGCGGUCGGCAGACACCAGCGAGCGCUGCGCGGGCGGCUUUCUUGCGCACGCCAUGCAAAUUGAGCCAAUCCGCAACGCAUCAGCAGCCUGGGCGUCAGUGAGCGGUGGCGCAUGGUGGCGGGGUGGAGGUGGAGCGAGAGCUGCAGCAGCAGCAUUAGCAGCACUUGCAGCACUCGCAGCACUGCUCCUUGCAGCACACUCGGCGCAUCGCACCAGGGCUUACCAGCGAGCUGCUGACAAGGAGUCUCUUACUGACAGCGAUGCCUGCUCAGCUUCACUAGAACUCGGAGGAGCUACAGCCGGAUCAAGGAGUACAUUGCUGUCAGAAGUCGUUGGAGGAGGGGUUUCCUUACGCAGACUACUUCCGGGAAGGACUCGUCAUACGAGACUGAGGGACUCAGACAGGACCUCUGAACAUGUAGAGCAAAGGGAUGAAGACCAAGCCUCAGAUGCUGAAGUAGAGGAAGAUAACGUUAGCGUGGCCAGCGUUGGUAGCGCGACCAGUCAAGCGACCGUUACUCCUGAGAACGUAUCCUCAAGCAGUGCUCCUGCAGGGACCAGUAGAGACGACGUCGCUCCGUCGCCUCUGAGACGGUCGCAUACAGUGUCUACUUCUCAUGUGCCACAGAUCACAUCACCGCCUCAACCUUCAACGAGUGAAGCAGUGACAGCUGAAAUCAGCACCAGUGUGACCAGCGUGAGUGACAGAGACAGCAGCAGUGAAAAGGACCGGGACAGUAUGUGGGACAAGGAAAGAACUGACAGCAGAGCCUCGUCUUCUAUAUCCGCUGCUACUCUUACUAAUGGUUGGUACUCACCAGCGUUAAGUGGUGUAUCAUCAGCAAGGAUCCGCGACAACCCUAAGCACACAAAGGAGAGUUGCAAUCGGAGACUGCUCCGCUCUGACCUGAGCCUAACUUCACACCCUGAGAUGGAGAUCGACUAUUAUGACUAUGAAGUUAAUAAUGCUGGAUCUGUACCAGGCUCCUACUUGGGAAUGGAUCCCGCGUUCUUGGUCUGGAUACCACCGAUAGAGGAAGGCGAUAUUAUCAAGGAGAUUGAUGAAACCAAAGUACCUAUUUACGAGGAAAUUAUACCUAAGGAAUUACGUCCAGACCCCGGCAGCAACACAGAAUCACCUGAAGAUCGACCAUCAUCCAGCACUCUCAAAAGAAACUCAGAAAAUCGCUCCAAUAGAUCCAACGAAUCAAUAAAAUCCAUACGAAAAGUUAUGGACAGAGGCAACAUUAUACAUCCCUUAAACUUCAGUAUCAGCGAUUUGCAAAACUCACCGAAACCACCAAAAAGAUAUAAGAAAAAACGAGACGAUACAGUAACAAUACCAAUGAAAGAAUUAACUCUUACAAUGUCCCCAGUUAAAGUGCAUAGAAGAGAAAACAGAAACGAUUAUGAUAACUCCUCAACUCUUAAAAGAGUUAAUGAUACGAGAGAAAAAGACAAAGAUGCCACUCUAAAAAGAACAACCGAUUUCAGUGAUAUUAAAUUUGCUGACGAGAAUUCCGAAUCAUCAAACGAAAUAAAAUUCGCCGAUGACUCUCCUGAUAGCAAUAGAUUAUUUGAUAAAUAUGAAGUUAAAGCAUAAGUAUUAACUUUAGUAAAUAAAUUUUUGGUUGUUUUAAUAAACGAAAUAUUAGCAUCUGAUAUAUUUCAGAAACUAUCCAACAUAACAACGCAUAAAAGUUAAGAGACAGAAGUUUUGUAUUUAUUAUUUCUUUGCAAACCGCCUUUAAUUAAAAAUAUUUAAUUUAAGUUUACAUGCAUUUACCAAACAAGCUUUUAAUUUAAUGUAAAAUCUUGCCAUAACUAUAAAUAAAAUAUAAUCUUAAUACUAUUAUUAUUAAGUACAUGUUAGCCUUAAUCACCUUUUGUAACUGUAUUAUAUGCAUAUUUUUAGUAAUUUCUUGGCCUUAGCUAAUUAACUGAUCUAACUUUUUACACCAUAUAUAAUAAUAGCGUCAUGAUGUAAACAUAAUAAUUAUCCUUUAUCGAGAUCAGUCAAUCAGAAAACAUCUUGUUUUACUCCGUUAAUUCACUGUUUCUUAAUGCUAUCUCUUAACACUUUUUUCAUGCUUCGGAAUUGAAAUAUUCGUUAAUUCAAAGUUGAUGUUAGGCCUACAGCUGAUCUAUCUUUUCAAAUGUAAAAACCGUCUCUUUGCCUCGAGUGUGGCUUUUUGUAUAGAAAAAUUAAAAAUACUUAGUAGAAGAAAACUGCAGUGAUUAGUGCGUCCGUUCUGUUUAUUCAAAAAGUUUCAGUUGAGGCACUAUAAUCAUCAUCACCACUAGUAAUUGUAUUUAAGGACCAAGAUGUAUAACAGUUACCAUUCAUAUCACUAUCAUAUUCAUUCUAUAUUUUUCAAAAGACGUCACUUUAUUCAUCAAAUAUGUACAAGUAUAUCGUAGUGAAAUCAUCAACGUAAGUCCAAGUUUUGUAAUCAAAUUGUUUAAUAAUGUUAAAAUCUUUUUGAUUUUGUUUGUAGGUGUAUAUGUACUGUCAGUGUUAGUAAUAUGGCUAGUUACUUAAUGAUUGUCGACUGAUUUUUCUUCAAAUAAGAUUAUUUUAACUAUUGUCAAAUGGUUUAUAUGCAAAAUAGGCUUGCACUCGGUUUUGUAUAGGAGAAAGUGUUUGACCAUUGCAAUAGCAAAUUUCUUUUUCCCGAUGGUUGUCAUGUCUGGGAUCCAAGUUUGGAAAUAAAACAAGUUUAAAAAAAAAAAUAAGAAAAAAACCUUUUUGUUUGAAACAAGAUUAUAAUCAGAUUUAAAACUGCUGGUCCGAUCGUUGUAACUUGAAACUUGAAUUGUGCUCUGUAGUAAAAACUUUGUUUGCGUGUUUCAGGCGGCAUAGUGAAUGAUCGAAAGUACCUGUAGCACCAUCUAGUGUCGGAAUGAGGAGACCGCUAUCACUCCCCUCCGAGAAUUGGAAGUUGUAGAGCAUCCAAAACUCCAAUUAGGACUGGUCGAUAUUAAUGAAGAUAUCCAAAUUAGAACGCGUACGACUAGCUAGUAGAAGCCUUUUUGUUUUUGUUCUUUUGAAUGAAUAAAUUUUGAAAUCUGGUAGGAAAAACCGACUUAAGGAAGGUAUAUCAAUAAUAAUUAUAACUAUAAUUUCAAUCGUUAUGAUUGGAUGAAUUGAUUUCAUUCUUGCCGUGUCAAUAGAUUUUGGCCAAUAGUUAAUCAGAGGGAAAUACGAUCGUUAUACUACUACUCAUAUAGUUAUACUGUAGCUGUUUUAUCGUAACCGAGUCCCUG
Messenger RNA from Maniola jurtina (meadow brown), 5264 nucleotides. RefSeq lists its product as uncharacterized. Gene Ontology annotation, cellular component: cell periphery. Lineage: Eukaryota; Metazoa; Arthropoda; Insecta; Lepidoptera; Nymphalidae. The coding region runs from base 331 to 3600 and encodes 1089 amino acids. The record is from RefSeq and is a predicted model, not a curated record. The transcript is spliced from 19 exons.